UGCUAAUGUCACGAUGACACUGUUCCAAGCUGUGUGUGUUUCUCUGUAUAAUUUUAUAGGCCCGAGAUUACAAUAGUAAAAUGUAAAUACAAUACACUAUGACCCUGUACGAUUUGCUGUACCAAAGUAAAACUAAUUAGGUACACAUCUAAUCAUCAUGAUCAUGAUAAUUACUCGAAAGCGAACCUCUCGCGCGAGCAGAUGGCUCGCCCAGUGAAGAUAUCAGAGAUAGACGUCAUCGAUAUUGCCAAAGAAUUUCAAGAUGAAUAUUAUUCAGAAACUCCGGAGGAUUAGGAAACAAACUUAUCGAGGAUAAGAUUUUUGCUAUUAACCAAUGGGGUGUGAGGAAUUAUGACAUGCCCAGAUCUGCCUGUUAAGAGACAAUAAAUACCACACUGCAUUGCAAGGAAUUUUACUUCUGAUCGGAAUCCUACGAGCCCUACGACAUCAUAGCAAUGGCAGUUGAGUACAUACGCACGUUUUUAUCCAAACAAGGUUAUUAUGACCGUGUAGAAUUUAGACCAGAUAACGUACUUAACGGUCAACAAUGUGUGACAGUCUCAUCUGAAAUCAGACACGGAAAACAGGAAGAUUCUAAGUUAUAUUCUAUAUGGCUGGACGUACUUCAACAUCCAGAGAACUAUCCAAAAUCUUUGCAUAAGUAUCAACUCCAACCUGACCUGGGAGGAAUGAUGGUACUGGAGACGCUUGAUGUCACUUUUAAAGUGUAUAUUAGCACAAGCACAUUAACCAUAGAAGGCAGUUUUGCAGAAGAAUGGUUUUUGAAAAAUUUCUUGAGAAUACUGGAGAACAGCAUUGAUGACGACCAGCUCCAAUUGGACCAAUCUUCAGAUGUGGGCAAUUCGGAGCUGAUGUCUAAAGAAUCUUUAGAUUGUGAACUGGCAAAUUUGGAGAUUGGGGGUAUGCGAGAUGGCCCUACAUAUAUUUACAAACUUUGGAAGUCACUUCUUAAAAUGUGGAUAUCUGACGGAAAUGAAGUGUACAUUCUUUCACCAUUUUUAGAUGAUAAACGUUUAAAAGAUAUUGCCGAUACAUGUUAUGAUUACAAAUAUACAUGUAGUUUUCCCAACUCAAUUACCAUAUACACGAGACAAAAUUGUAACAAUGAUCGCCAAAUUAGCGAUCUAAAAAUAGCAAUUUCAAAAGAUUACGACACUGAAAAGAAUGAUUUAAUAAAGUUUUCAAAGGAAAGUUUAUCGCCUCUAUUAAAGAUGACAUAUCAGAUGUUCUUCUUACGAGUGCCAAUUUUAACAGCAGCCAUUUUGAAUACAACAAUGACACUGUGAUUCAUAAGAGAAUGACCAAGGACCAAUUCCUUGAAAAUUACAUCAAUCCUAUCAAGUAAUUAUAAAUCCUAGAAAGAGUGAUUUUGUUUUUAAAGAUAUAUGUGUAACUUUUUACAUACUGAGAUGCUAUUUUAAAACUUAUGGCAUAAAGGAAG
Messenger RNA from Owenia fusiformis, 1462 nucleotides. Lineage: Eukaryota; Metazoa; Annelida; Polychaeta; Sabellida; Oweniidae. The record is from the annotation of a GenBank genome assembly.